GUGAUUGUCACCCAGCACUCACACUUGCAUCAACUUCUACUUCUCUAACUGCAUACAUUUUCUAUUUGUAACACACAUAUCCUUACCGAGCUUUCUUCUUUUGCUUGUCUAAAUCCGAUUCGAUUUUGCGAGAUGGCUUCUUACAACAGCAACCAGGACGCCGCUGCCAAGCAGUAUGAGGACACUAAGCACUUUGGGGAGCGCAAGGCUGGCGAGGCCCAGCAAGCGACCAAGGAUGGCGCGGGCACAGCGCAGGACAAGGUUGAUGAGGCUGGAAACGCAGCUGGCGAGAAGUGGGAGCAAACUAAGCAGGCAGCUUCUGACGCUGCUGGUGCCACACGGGACAAGGCGAAUGAUGUAGCUGGAGCAGCUGGCGAUAAUGCCGAGCAGGCCAAGCAAGGCACCGGUAGCUACUUGCAGCAAGCGGGAAACCUCCUGGGCAAUGCCUACGAGAAUGUGAAGACGACCCUAACCCAGUCCAGCGAGCAGUCGAAGCAGGGGGUUUCUAAUGCAGCCGGGACAACACAAGACAAGGCGAACCAAGCAGGUGAUGUCGCUGGGCAGAGAUACGAGGAGGCCAAGCAGGGCGCUUCGGACGCGGCUGGGAACGUUCAGGAGAAGAGUCGCGAGGCGGCGGGAGCAGCCGGAGACAAGGCCAGCGAAGCUGGAAAUGUGAUGGGCGAGAAAUGGGAGCAGACGAAACAGGGCACCGCCAACGCGGGGGGUGCGACCCAGCAGAAGGUGAGCGAGGCAGCCGGAGUUGCUCGCGAAAAGGUUGGCCAAGUGGCAAACGACGUGAGCAGAGUAGCGGGAGAGAAGUGGGAACAGUCGAACCAGCCCGGCGGCGUGGUCCAGCAGACGAAGGAGGCCAUGAAGACAGCGUUGGACACGAUGAAAAACGACGUGACGCCGAAAACAACUCCAGGAAAGCCUGUGAGAGUGCACGAGCAGACCUUUUGAAUUGAUAUACGGAAGAGGGACUAGAUUCGGUUUAUUAGUUUUUAUCUUCGGUGGCGUUGAAACGUUUGUGCAUAGUCAUCAUUUGUGAAUAUUGUUUGCUUCAUUAUUAAUAUUUUUUUUGCAAUUGAAUUUGAGAAAUAUUGACUUGGAAUUUUCA
Molecule: messenger RNA, 1117 nt
Organism: Physcomitrium patens
Lineage: Eukaryota; Viridiplantae; Streptophyta; Bryopsida; Funariales; Funariaceae
Source: RefSeq, a predicted model, not a curated record